Messenger RNA from Gordionus sp. m RMFG-2023, 3393 nucleotides. Its product is annotated as ubiquitin carboxyl-terminal hydrolase 15-like. Lineage: Eukaryota; Metazoa; Nematomorpha; Gordioida; Chordodea; Parachordodidae. Gene Ontology annotation, molecular function: cysteine-type deubiquitinase activity. The transcript has 20 exons. The record is from RefSeq and is a predicted model, not a curated record. The coding region runs from base 21 to 3134 and encodes 1037 amino acids. Gene Ontology annotation, biological process: protein deubiquitination.
UUAUCUAUCCUUUUCUCUUGAUGGCUAGGUCAACUAAAAUAAAAGAAAAUCGAAUAGAUUGCAAAUCAUUCUUUCAAAAAUCUCUAAAAAAAGACGGAGAAAUAUGGUACCUGAUAUCAACUGAAUGGUUAGCAAAACUGUACAGUUUUUUAGAUGAAAAUAAAAAUUUAUUUGAACAAGUUCUUGGCCCAAUUGAUAAUUCAUCCCUAUUAACAGAUGAUACCAAUCAUAUACUGAAACCAGGUUUGAUUGAAGAUGUAGAUUUUAAAAUUAUUAAUCAAGAAGAUUGGGAAAAAAUGAGAGAUCACUUUGGAAUAUUAAAUGACUCACAUGCUAUCAGUAGAGAAGUUGUUGACUUAAACAAACAUAAAGGAAUAGAAUCAAAGCAUAAUCUUUUUCUAGACAUAUAUCCAUUAAAACUAAAAAUGUUUAAAUUUCCUAAUAUUGAUAUACUUGCUACCAAUUCAUAUAAUAAAAAUGAUUUGAUAAGUAAAAUGGAACAAGAUCUAAAAACUUUUUUUGAGUUACCAAAUGAAACAGAAGUUAGGUUAUGGAUGUCAAAUAAAUGUAAUGUCAUAAAAACCUAUAUACCUUUACCUAAUAUAAAGCAAACUAUGUAUGAUGCUGGAAUUACAUCAGAUCAUUAUAUAAUUAUGGAAACUUACCGUAAAGGAGCAGAGGUAUGGCCUCUAACUGUAAAACAUCCAUUAAACGAGGAAUGUACUUAUCAAUUUAAAGCAUAUUCUGAUAAAGAACAUCAGCAAAAUCUGCCUAGAUUUCCAAAAAUUAUACCUGGAUUAUCAGGCCUUGUCAAUUUAGGAAAUACGUGUUUUAUGAAUUCUGCUCUUCAGUGUUUAAGCAAUGUACCACCCCUUACCGAGUAUUUCGUUAGUAAAAAGUUUUUGCAAGACAUCAACGCUAACAAUCCUCUAGGAAUGAAGGGCCAGAUUGCUAAAGCGUAUGCAAAACUCAUGGAAAGUAUAUGGACUAACAAACACAUUUCCUUUUCCCUCAGGACUUUUAAAGACAUAGUCGGAGAGUUUGCGCCCACAUUUUCUGGUUUCCAGCAGCAUGAUUCUCAAGAAUUACUCAUAUUUUUAUUGGACGGUUUGCAUGAGGAUUUAAACAGAAUCAAGAAAAAACCUUACAUAGAUUUAAAGGAGGCUGAAGGGAGAAAAGAUGAAGAUGUCGCUAGGGAGGCGUGGAAACAUUUUAAAAUGCGAAACGACUCCAUAGUCGUAGAUACUUUCUACGGGCAGCUUAAAUCGACUCUGAUUUGUCCCGUGUGCAACAAGGUAUCGGUUACCUUCGACCCCUUUUCCACUUUAUCAGUCCCGUUACCCUAUAAGAAAGAAAGGGCAAUCAAAAUCAAAUUAGUACUCUACGAUUCUGAAAGGCCACCGGCGCAGUGCCGCAUUAAUGUUCCCAAAGAUGGGACUAUAUCAGACCUUUGCGCUGUUAUAACCGAACAUACUAAGAUACCUGCAAAUCAAAUUCUCGUUGCCAAAAUUACCCUGAAUCGGUUUCACAAAGUAUUCAAUUUAUCGGACAGUGUAACACUCAUCAAUUCCAACGAUGAUAUAGUCAUGUUUAUUAAUUAUCCCAUUAAUGAUAGAUACGAAUUUCCGACGGAUUUUCAAGAUAAAAGUUUAAUAUGUUUGCCUGUUUAUCAACAAAUCGAUAAAAGCAUGGAAUUGAAGGGCAACGAAUCGGAUACUAAUGCUAAAAUUCUUCCUACCAGUUUUUUCUUACCACCCUUUAUCAUCAUGGUCCCGAGUGACAAGUCUAACGAAAAUAAUAUUCGCAAAAUUUUGAUGGACAGAAUGAAGAGAUAUGUUUCAAAACCUAGACGAGAUUACGAAUGGUGGAAGCAAGACCCCUUAAACAAUAUUCCCAUUUCUGACCUCCAUAUGCCUCCCAACAUGUUUACCAUUAAGGUUGGUGACAUAUAUGGCAACGUUGAUUUUACUUUAGUCGAAAGUUCAGACUUGGCCAAAAUGGAUACUCAGGUUAAUAUCAAAUUGGGGACUAAGGUAGAACCAAGUUCGUUUAUAAUACUCGAUUGGCACCCUCUGGCAAAAGCUAAAUUUGUUGACAUUGAAACUGCCAUGGACGUCGUAAUUCUAGACAACUUAUUUAACACCCCCUAUUCCAUAAAAACCUGUUACCCCUAUCCAGAUCCUCAUACUAAAAAAUCCUGGGAACUGAGCGAGUGUUUAGACUCUUUCGUUUCUGUUGAACGACUUUCCGAGCAGGAUAGCUGGUACUGUCCUCAUUGCAAAAAACACCAACAGGCUACAAAAAAAUUUGAUCUCUGGAAGCUACCUCCUAUUUUACUUAUCCACCUUAAGCGCUUUUAUUACAACCGCUUUUUCAGGGAAAAAAUCAAUAUAGCCAUCGAUUUUCCUAUCAACAAUUUAGAUUUGUCCUCAUACGUUAAAGAUCCGGAACAUCGUAAGCAUUCUAUAUACAACCUUAUAGGCGUAUCGAAUCACUAUGGCGAACUUGGCUAUGGACAUUACACCGCCUACGCAAAAAAUUAUUUUGACAAGGAAUGGUAUAAUUUUGACGACAGUAGUGUUUCAAAAGUCAAAGAGAGCGUUGUUAUGAGCAAGGCUGCCUACGUACUUUUUUACCAAAGAGAAGGAACCGAAAAUAUUUUUUUCUCCCCUUCCUCUAUCUCAUCAUCUACAUAUUCUAGUUUCGUUUCCCCUUUCACGUACAACCUUCAUAAUAACUUGGAAUGUAGCAAUAAUUCCGGCUCUGACUCGUAUAAUAAUAAUGGUAAUGGUACUAAUUAUAACACUCGUUCAUCUAAUCAAAAGAACUUCCAAACUCUAACCAAUAUGGAGCUUAAUGAUCCUACCGACGAUGACAACAAAUUAGGUAUUAAAAACGAAACCAGUUGUUUAGAUGAUGAAAAUGAAGGUAGUAUUGACGAUACUGACAUAGAAGAAGAAGCGGGUGAUACCUCGAACAAACUUAAUAUUGUUGAGAAAAAAUUAUAUGUCAAAAAAUUCUAUAAUACACGACUUGGGGCUAAAAACAUCGAACAAGAGCCGAUUGGGAACGAAAUUGAGAUUCGAGCAGGAAAUAUAAUUGAUAUUACCGGGAAUUUUAUGGAUUCUACUUGAUUCAAUGGUGCCAUUUUUGAUUUUAUCAUUAAACAUUUGAGCGCACAAGUUUUGUACAAGAAUGCUUGAUAUUUUUGUCGUUAAUUUUCUUAUUAUUUUUUUUACAUGCUUCUAAUUUGAGAAUUUGGAUUUCGUUUUUUCCUCCUUCAUCAAAUUGAAUAAUAAACUUUAUUUUUCUUUCCAUUUUAUUAAGUCAUAGCUAGAUCAAAUUAUUAUAGUAAUAAAAAGUCUUUUUGUAAAUAUUGACAACUAUUGUAGU